AUGUUUCUCCCCGCAAAUUCAUGCCGGCGUGGCUUUACUGCUACUCUUUUAGCAACAGUCGUCCUAUUCUGCCUCUUUAUUGAUUCUACGACUGCAACAAAAAUCAGAGAUGGCUCGGAUCCAGCAAUUAUGAAAAUCGAUGACACAUAUUAUUCCGCUGAUUCAGACGGCGGGUCUAUCUGGGUUCAUGCUGCAUCGUCAUUUGAGGGUCUCAGUACCUCUGAUGGUCACAAAGUCUGGUCUGACACCGCUGGCAGAGGAGAAGUCUGGGCUCCCGAGAUCACCACAGAUGGGGAGCAGUCGCUAUUCAUCUGCCGCAUGAGUGACCCGUUCACGCCGACCGGAAGUCGAUACAUCAUUUCCCAGCCGCGUGAGACAUGGGAGCAAGGCGACCACCCCAUGAUCAAUGAGGGGCCUGAGGCCAUAGUCGAUCCGAACGGACAGCUACACAUUGUCUACUCGGCCAAUGGCAGCUGGGACAACAAGUAUUGCCUCGCUGACCUUCGCCUUCGCAAGGGCGGCGACCCAACGAAUGUGUGGGAUUGGUAUAAGUCGAAUGGUUGCCUUUUUGGUUCACAUCAAGACAGAAUGAUGAGCGGUUGGGAUGCAACCCUCUACAUCGAUGGGCCCGGCCAUCACACUUUCGCACUGCCUAACGGCGAUAUCAACAAUAGUCCCGGUGGGAUGAAUCACAUCCCCUUUGUAUUCCAUGGCGUCGAAAAGGGAACUCCAUACAACUGGGGCAACCGAGCUUGGUUCACCGGCAGUUUCGUCUGGUGGAACGAGACAACUUACCACCGCAGUAAUGUGCCAGGAGACAAUGAUAAUACUGGCUUCAGCUUCAAGUUCUUUGAAUGA
Molecule: messenger RNA, 858 nt
Organism: Pseudomassariella vexata
Lineage: Eukaryota; Fungi; Ascomycota; Sordariomycetes; Amphisphaeriales; Pseudomassariaceae
Exons: 1
Coding region: 1-858 (285 amino acids)
Source: RefSeq, a predicted model, not a curated record